AUGAUGAUCUUUAAAAGAAAACGCAACCGGCCGGAGUUGGUUGAUCAUGCUCCUGCAGGGACUAUUGGACGCUGCUCUCCAAAUGGAUGGAUCGAUGCGGACCUGUUUCUGGAUUACUUGAAGCACUUUGUAACAUUUACAAAGUGUUCGAAAGAUUCCCCAGUGUUAUUGAUCCUUGAUGGUCAUAAAACACACACAAAGAUUCUCUCCACCAUAGAGUAUGCUCGUGAUAAUGGUGUUGUCAUCCUGUCACUCCCUCCACACACCUCCCACAAGCUCCAACCACUGGAUCGAAGUUUCUUCAAACCGCUCAAGAGUGCUUUCAAUGCAGCAUGCUCAACCUGGAUGCGAAACCACCCUGGCCGCAGAAUCACUGUCGACAAGCUUGGGGAGCUGUUCAAUGCUGCCUAUUUAAAAGCUGCUACCAUUGAGAAUGCUGUGUCAGGAUUCCGAUGCACUGGCAUUGUCCCAUUGAACAAAGAAAUUUUGCCUUCAUCUGAUUUCCUAGAGGACCCCCGUGUUGUUGGUACACCAUCGGAUGAGACCUUGUCUUCCCUUGCUAACACAGCUAAUCAGAGCCCAAGCCAUGAAGAAGCAUCAUCUUCAGAAGCACAAACCAGAGAGUCCUUUCCAGCGACUGAAGAGACUACACUAAUGCCACCUGUAUCCUCAGAACCCAGAAAUUCUUCACCCACACAAGAUGAACCACCUGCAGUCGACCACGUCAGCUUUUCAAUGAUAAUGAAACUGCCUACCCUCACCGAGAAGAAGAAGUCAAAGAGAUCUGAGGAGUCUAGGAUAGUUACUAGUUCUCCAUAUAAACAGUCUCUUGUCGAGAACAUAGCUGAACAAAACAAAAAAAGCAAACGAAAACUUUCUGCCAAAGAAAAGAAGUCGAAGAAAGCUGAGGAUCAACUGCCAAAAGCCAAGAAAGCUAAGACUGAUAACAAGAAAUCGGCAAAAGCUAAGAAUGUUAACAUGGACAUUGAGGAAGAUUCUCAAUGUCCCAUGUGUGAUGGAUUUUGGACAGAGUCAUUGCCUGGAGAGGAUUGCGUCCAGUGUUGCAAGUGCGAAAAGUGGUUGCAUGAAGAUUGUUGUUGCUCUGUGACACCAACAACUGUAAUAUGUGACAUUUGCUAUGACUGUUAG
Molecule: messenger RNA, 1149 nt
Organism: Paramuricea clavata
Lineage: Eukaryota; Metazoa; Cnidaria; Anthozoa; Malacalcyonacea; Plexauridae
Source: the annotation of a GenBank genome assembly